This is a messenger RNA of Manihot esculenta (cassava), 2110 nucleotides long. RefSeq lists its product as uncharacterized. The record is from RefSeq and is a predicted model, not a curated record. The coding region runs from base 422 to 1858 and encodes 478 amino acids. NCBI's taxonomy places the organism in Eukaryota, Viridiplantae, Streptophyta, Magnoliopsida, Malpighiales, Euphorbiaceae. The transcript is spliced from 2 exons.
CAAAACCACAACUCUCGCAUACUUUGACCAGUAGCGGGUACUGGCUUAAUUCCAAUCACCACCACCGAUCUGCCCCACCCUGAUCUUUUGAGAGAAACAGCAAGCCGCUUCCCUUCCAUUGAAGAGUAGAAUCUCUCUCUCUCUCUCUCUCUCUCUCUCUGCCUUUUUCCUCUCUGGAACAAAACCCUAAUUCUCCUCAACCCCAUAUCAGGUAAUAAAACAAAAUCAAAGAGUUAACUUCCAUUUUCGUUUUCCUCCUCUCUCUCUCUCUCUCUCUCCUGCUGCAGCCAUCAACUUCCAUGUUCCAUGGGCUAGCUGUUUAUUCUCUUGUUUGCACAUACCAAUUUUCCCAAAGACACAGUAAAGGCAAGCCAAACACUGUCUUCUCUGAAGAUCAGAGGUUUAAAGAGAACUUGGAGAAAUGGAUUCUGGUAAUAGUGGAAGUGUGCAGUCCUCUAGUGGUGGAGAUGAGGAGUAUGAUUCACGCGCCGAGUCCAUCUCAGCUUUCUUGAACAACAGCAACAACCCAUUAAGUCAUGUUGGCCUCAUGCCUAACCCCCCACCACCACAAGACCACCACCACCACCACCACCAAACCCACUCCUCUUCAUCAUCCAUGUUUGACCCUUUAUCAAACUACUUUGAUCCUUUAUCAUCAUCAAGAUCACCACCGCCUCUCACAAACCCAAAUUCACUUCUCAAUCUUGAUAUGGUCUGGUCCAAAAACUUAAGAUCUGAGACGACUUGCACUGAUCUUGGUGCUUUUUUAGCUCCUUCAUCACCAACCCAACAAUUUUUUACCAACCAACCACAAAGUAGAGGCACUUUUCCUUCUUUACAAAUCUCCCAAGGACCAGAAAGUGGCACGAGAGGUUCGGGUUCAGCUUCAGCUUCAGUUUCAAAUGAUCAGGCCAAUACCACCAUAAGUAGCAAUAAUAUGGUUCGGAAUCCAAAGAAGAGAUCCAGAGCUUCGAGGCGUGCACCAACCACUGUUUUGACCACAGACACGACUAAUUUCCGAGCCAUGGUUCAGGAGUUCACUGGGAUCCCUGCACCUCCCUUCACAUCCUCGUCUUUUCCAAGAAGCAGGCUUGAUCUAUUUGGCACUGCUUCGACUUUGAGAUCAGCUGCCCAUUUGGAACAUCCCACGCCUCCUUACCUUUUAAGACCUUUUGCCCAGAAAAUCCAACAACCCCCACCAUUUCUCUCUUCUUCUUCUUCAUCAUCGUCAAUGGUCGAUGCUAUGGCUUCCACUACUCCAACUAACAUUAAUUCUGGCAUUAAUACUACUGGUACUAAUUCUUCAACUUCCAUUAACUACCAGCUAUCUUCUGAUUUAGGCUUUCUAAAACAGCCACAGAAUUUACUCAACAUCAACAUGCAAAACCCAGUUUUCAAUUUCCACUCUCUCCUUGAACCCACUCCUAAAUACACACUUACCAAUUCAGCCAUUCUUGGUGCCACCAAAGCACAACAAGGGUCGUUAGAAAUUCCAUCAAAUGAUUCACAUCUGAAAAUGGGUUCGCUCGAAGAUUUUGGUUUGAGCCAUGGCCAUGUUAGCCCGAACCUUACAGGACUCCCAAACAUAGUAUCAUCAUCAUCAAACACAGCAGUAAGAAGAAGCGGCGACGACGAGAACAACAACCACACUUCAAACUGGGGAGAUGGAGUGGGAUCAAACGGGAGUGACCGAGGGAUGUUAAGGUCCGUAAAUGGCAAUUACAGCAACUCACAGCCAAGAGUUGGCAAUGGGAAAUUGAACUACCCUGCUUCUUCAUCAAAUAUUAAAGGGCCAGAGAAUGUAGCAGCUGCAAGAAGUGAAGGUAUGGUGGAAUCAUGGAUUUGUUCUUCAGAUUAGCAAUUUUAAAAUUAUAUAUAUAAUUAUAUAUGUAUAUUAUAAUCAGCAUUAAGAAGUUAGAGAUCACAAACAGAAUUAAGCAAAAGCAAAAAUGAUGGUGAGUAUCUUUGAUGCAUGAAAAAGAAAGAAUAUUUUUUCUGUCUCUCCAUCUUAACCGUGACUUAAUUUCAACAUAAUAUUAGACACCCUUUUUCUUUUAUUUAUUAUUAUUUUUCAUCUUGAUUAUAUAUGUAAAUAAUAUCCUUUCUUUCA